Messenger RNA from Ceratina calcarata, 2457 nucleotides. RefSeq names its product methenyltetrahydrofolate synthase domain-containing protein lost (gene lost). Gene Ontology annotation, cellular component: cytoplasm. The coding region runs from base 75 to 1454 and encodes 459 amino acids. The transcript has 5 exons. NCBI's taxonomy places the organism in Eukaryota, Metazoa, Arthropoda, Insecta, Hymenoptera, Apidae. The record is from RefSeq and is a predicted model, not a curated record.
AAUUUCCUUCCACAACUUACUACGAUUUACGAAUAAUACGAUUCAGUCAAAAUCGUUUGAAAUAUUUCGUGAAGAUGACCGAAGAACAACUGCCUCAAGAAGUAACCAAACAUAGUUUUCGUCAAAAAGUAUGGGAUUACCUAAUGAAAAAUGAAUUGGUCAAUUUUCCUUCUAAUGUUUAUGACCGUAUACCAAAUUUCAAGGGUGCUGCUGAGGCAGCACAAAAUUUAUCCCAGUUAGAAGAGUUUAAACAGGCCAGGGUCAUAAAGAUAAAUCCAGAUAAACCGCAAGAACCUGUAAGAUUCUUAGCUUUAGAAGCCAAUAAAGAAAUAUUAGUUCCCAUUCCCAGAUUAAAAUCUGGUUUGUUCCUUCAUAUCACACCAGCUGCUGGUGCUUCAAAAAAUGAUUUAAGAACAUUAUCAAAGAUUCAUGGCUUAAUGACAGUUGGUAAACCACUUGAUGUGGACUCCAAAAUAAAAGUGGAUCUUGUGGUAUUAGGUUCUGUCUGCGUUAGUCGUGAUGGAUAUAGACUUGGUAAAGGGAAAGGAUUUGCAGAUUUAGAAUUUGCUAUGAUGAUGAGGAUGGGGGCAGUCACACAGGAUACUCUUGUUAUUACAACUGUGCAUGACUGUCAAAUCCUAGAUAGUCUUCCAUCUGAAAUUUUCAAAGAAUACGAUGUACCUGUUGAUAUAAUCGUCACACCUACUCAAACAAUAGUAGUAAAUCCAAAGUUAAAGAAACCUAGUGGUAUUAUAUGGCAUAUGUUGAGCGAAAGAAGGAUUAAAUCAAUGCCAGUGUUACAGCGACUAAAAGAAAUAGAGGAAAAAGAAGGUAAAGUGAUUGUUUUGAAAGAAGAGGACUCGGAUGUAGAAGCACAGAAAUCUUAUAGAAAUCGUUCUAAUUAUGUAAAGAAUAAGAAACGAUUUAAAACGAGAAGAAACGAAUCCAAUGAUAACGACAGUAACGAGCAAGGAGAAAAACAAGUAAAAACACGAUUGCCUAGAAGACGUGCAGACAAUAAAGUUAAAUCAGGCAAUGACAAUACUAUGUUUUUCAACGAAACAGAUGAGAAAACGGGAAACAGCGAAAAGAAUGUGCAACAACGUCGAAAAAGUUCGAAACCGAGACCUAAAUCUCAAGUGGAAUUUUCUUUAAAAUUAUCAAAUAUCUCACCUGACGCAAGAAUACGCGAUUUAAAGAAUGCUUUGUUACAACGCGGCAUCAAACCGAACGAAAUAACUUGGCUGGGAUAUCGCGGUAUCUGUUACCUCCACUUCAAUAAACUUCGAAAGAGCAACACCUCACCGGAACAACCGAUACAAGUUGAUUCGAUAAUGGCAAAUUUGCAACAGCUACGCAUUGGAGAAUCUACCGAAGACACAAAUAACUUUAUAAUAGUAGAACCAGCCAAACCAAUAUCUAGAAUAGAAGUUACAGACGUUACUUCUGUUUAAGAAGUAUUCAAAAGCUUUUCGAAAGUUAUACGACUAUUUAAAAUAAUAUGUUAUAUGGAUGUUGUUUUAAAUAAUUGUACAAUCUCUACCAAUAUUCAAUGUAUAUUUUUAUAAUCAAGUUUGUUUUUAUGCCGACUGCUGUUCUCUGUAAAUCAAUGGUUCUUUAUAAUUUAAGGAUAUACAAAGCUUUAUGGAUAACUUACGAUGUUUUUGUAUGCCCGAGUGCAAAAAUAAUCAUGCGUGUUGUAUGUAUAUAUAAUAAGUCGAGCGUGCAUAAUAUUAUUGAUGGUUAAGGCAUUUAAUUUAUAACCGUGUGUUUUUGAUAGUUUAUAGAAUGGCGAAAAAUUAUACAAACACUUCUUGCUCAGAGAAUUUAUGGUACAUAGGUUUGAGUCGAAGCCAAAAUGCAUAGCAUAUUUAUUGAAAUACUCCUCGACUGCAUGCGCUAUUAUUUCGCUCGGCGAGUUCGCGAUAAUUAAUAAUUAAUAAUUAAUAAUUAAUAAUUCGAAUAAUAUUUACUGUGAUCAGGAUAUUUAACGAUAAGGAUAGUGUAUUAAAUGAUUUCUCAAGAUAUUACGUAAUGAUAAAUAAUUACGUAAGAUGCAUAUCUACCAUUCGAUAACGCUUAUCUGGCAUUACAGACUGACGAUAAUCCAAUAUAUCCUUGAAUAACAUAACAUGACAUAGGAAAGAGAAUGCAAUAUUUUUUGUUUAUGCGUUGGAUACUCUAUUUUUCUGAAAUCAUAUUUUUGACUGAGAGUGAUCAAAUAAAAUUUUAAAAUGUAAGUUUGACGAAAAGUAGCAAUAUUUUUGUGAUAUAAACAAACGUAAAGAAUCGUUUUUAGAACGGAAGCAUAGGCAAUAAUUAUUUUUACCAACGUUGUUGUUUUUUUAUUAACUAUUAAUGCUAUUAUGUAAACCCAUUAGUAUCAUAAAGAACCCGCUGGUCGAAUCUCUUUGCAAUAUUGAUGUAUCAAAUAAAUUAACGUUUCUAAUUAUGGUC